GUCACAUGACCAGCCCGACUAGUUACACCAGAAGUUGGGACAGGAAAGUCUGGAAAAUUCCAGCCAGGUUUUUCUACAUUAUCUCGGGAAUUUGAACGGAAAAGAACAUGGGAUGUGACGGAGGAACAAUCCCAAAGAGGGAUGAGCUCGUUAGGAUGAAGAAAAAGCCAGAACAGAAAGACAAGAAUGCAGACAUGGUGGCAAAAUGGCAGCACUGUGCGCUCAGCCAGGAGCCACUGCGGCCGCCCAUCAUGGCCUGUGAGAUGGGCCAUCUCUACAACAAGGAGGCCCUUCUGGAAGCUCUGCUGGACAAGUCAGGAAACCCCAACAUUCAGCACAUUCGCGGGCUGAAGGAUGUGAAGGAACUGCAGCUGACGGAAAACCCAGCACGGAAGAAUGGCAAGCCCGACAGUGGUGAUGCAUAUGCAGACCACCAGGCAGCAAAGUACAUCUGCCCAGUGGUGGGACUGGAGAUGAGUGGUCGUUACCAGUUCUGUUUCCUGUGGGGCUGUGGCUGUGCGUUCUCUGAACGAGCGCUGAAGGAGGUCCAGACUAAGACAUGUCACAAAUGUGGGGCUGCCUUCAGUCAAGAGGACGUGGUGACCUUGAACCCAGCUGAAGAUGACCUUCCUCAGGCAAAGGAACGCAUGGAGCAGCGUAGGCUGAAGGCCAAGGCUGACAAGAAAGCCAAAAAACAGAAGAGAAGUGCAGCAGAGACUGUAUCCAAGGCACCAGCUGAGGCUUCCUCCAGUAGUAGUUCCUCACCAGACGGACCAUCAUCCAGCAAACUGACCAACGGAGCAUCGUCCAGUUCCACAGACGGACCACCUCCCAGCAAGCUGACCAAACUGACCAAUGGUGCAUCAUCUUCCAGAGUGGACAAAUCCAGAGGAGGCACCAAACCAAAUGGAGCACACAAAGGGAAGGCAUCAAGUAUUUACCAUGAUCCCAACAGGAGUGAGGUGUUCAAGUCCCUCUUCACAUCCCAUCAUAAUGCUAAGGAGAGGGUGGUACAUUGUGCCAGCUGGGUCAACAAGAGUAUCUAGGGUGCGUGUGACUGUGAUGGGAACUUUACUGUCACAUCCCUUCCUUUAAAACAAGCAGAGGAAAGUGUACAAAAAUGUAUAUUGAUUUCGAUCGUAUGAUAGACCAAGAGAUAGCAUGAAAGUGAGGGGAUACUAGCUAGGGGUCUCAUUGAAUAAACAUGGACUAUGCUUGCUACAGCUACUGCACAACUUGAUUGCAAUAUAUUAAAGGUAUGUGUUUAGUAGACUUUAGUUGACACAGCCCUUUCAUUCUUGUCUAAUGUAUUCAGUUUUGAGUGCGCAUGAAUGAAGCAGAUACUGCUAUUCAUGUAUAGAUGGUAUAGUAUCUUGCUGUACAGUGUAAUUCAUUCAGAAGUAGCACAGCACUGUUGUCCGAUAAAAGGAAUCAAUGUAAAAUCUCCUUUAAUCUUGUCAUGUGUUCAGCAAAGUACUAAGAAGAUGGCUGUGAGUUGAUGACUUUUUAGUUUUGAGUUGAAAAACUUUACCUUAUGUGGUCAGCUAUUUUAAAAGUCUACUGUAUUUUUACACAACAAUAUCUGCAAGUAGUAAUCGGUGCAAUGUUUUUGUUAAUGUUACAUGGCUAUUCAUUAGCUUCUAAUCUCUAGAAUCUGAAGUACCUUGUAUAUAUAUAAGCUCAUGUUUGUUCUUUUUAUAAAUUAAUGUAUGUGUAGUACACUAAACAAAGCUGUACUUUUAUCAAC
Messenger RNA from Branchiostoma floridae (Florida lancelet), 1747 nucleotides. RefSeq names its product replication termination factor 2-like. Gene Ontology annotation, cellular component: nucleus. The coding region runs from base 108 to 1046 and encodes 312 amino acids. NCBI's taxonomy places the organism in Eukaryota, Metazoa, Chordata, Leptocardii, Amphioxiformes, Branchiostomatidae. The transcript is spliced from 4 exons. The record is from RefSeq and is a predicted model, not a curated record. Gene Ontology annotation, biological process: site-specific DNA replication termination at RTS1 barrier; mitotic DNA replication termination.